AUGCCCCUCCACCACUUGAUGAUUGGGACAUGGACCCCGCCAGGGGCCAUCUUCACGGUGCAGUUUGACGAUGAGAAUCUGACGCUGAAGCUGGUGAAGCGCACCGAGAUCCCCCACGAUGAGCCAAUAUCAUGGAUGACCUUUGACCAUGCCAAGAAGAACCUGUAUGGCGCCGCCAUGAAGAAAUGGUCCAGCUUCGCCGUCCGGAGCCCGACCGAGAUUGUCCAUGAGGCGUCACAUCCCAUGGGAGGCGACCCCAGAGCCAACAGUUCCGAGACCAACACGCGCGCCAUCUUCCUCCUCGCGGCCAAGCAGCCACCGUAUGCCGUCUAUGCCAACCCCUUCUACAACCACGCCGGCUACGGCAACGUCUUCUCCGUCUCCGACACGGGCAAGCUCGAGACCAACAUCCAAAACUACCCGUACCAACCCAACACGGGGAUUCACGGCAUGGUCUUCGACCCGACCGAGACGUACCUCUACUCGGCGGACCUGACGGCGAACAAGCUCUGGACGCACCGCAAGCUGCCGUCGGGCGAGGUCGAGCUGGUGGGGAGCGUGGACGCCCCGUCACCCGACGACCACCCGCGGUGGGUAGCGAUGCACCCGAGCGGCAACUAUCUCUACGCGCUGAUGGAGGCCGGGAACCGGCUGUGCGAGUAUGUAAUCGACCCGGCCACGCACAUGCCCGUGUACACGCACCACAGUUUUCCCCUGAUCCCGCCGGGCAUCCCCUCGCGGGAUCGCGAGACGGGCAAAGGGCUGUACCGGGCCGACGUGGUGGCGCUGACGUGCAGUGGGCGGUACAUGUUUGCCUCGUCGCGCGCGAACCGCUUCGACCUGCAGGGGUACGUGGCCGCGUUCCGCCUGCGCGACUGCGGCAGCAUCGAGCGCCAGCUCUGCCUCAACCCGACCCCGACCAGCGGCGGCCACAGCAACGCUGUGUCCCCUUGUGAUUGGAGCGACGAGUGGCUGGCCAUCACGGACGACCAGGAGGGCUGGCUGGAAAUGUACCGGUGGCAGGACGAGUUUCUGCACCGCGUUGCGAGGAUCAGGAUUGCUGAGCCCGGAUUCGGCAUGAAUGCGAUUUGGUACGACUGA
This is a messenger RNA of Canariomyces notabilis, 1101 nucleotides long. Its product is annotated as 3-carboxy-cis,cis-mucoante lactonizing enzyme. The transcript has 3 exons. The record is from RefSeq and is a predicted model, not a curated record. Bases 1 to 1101 code for a protein of 366 amino acids. Lineage: Eukaryota; Fungi; Ascomycota; Sordariomycetes; Sordariales; Chaetomiaceae. Gene Ontology annotation, molecular function: 6-phosphogluconolactonase activity; protein binding.